Messenger RNA from Neurospora tetraspora, 2298 nucleotides. Its product is annotated as Rec8 like protein-domain-containing protein. The transcript is spliced from 4 exons. NCBI's taxonomy places the organism in Eukaryota, Fungi, Ascomycota, Sordariomycetes, Sordariales, Sordariaceae. Bases 1 to 2298 code for a protein of 765 amino acids. Gene Ontology annotation, biological process: mitotic sister chromatid cohesion. Gene Ontology annotation, molecular function: protein binding; chromatin binding. The record is from RefSeq and is a predicted model, not a curated record. Gene Ontology annotation, cellular component: mitotic cohesin complex.
AUGUUCUACAGUCACGAAAUCUUAACCAACCAGCAGUAUGGUGUUGCCACCGUUUGGUUGGUGUCCACGUUUGGACUCAGAUCAAGCAACAGGAAGAUCUCGCGCAAGGCAAUCCAAGAAGUCAAUGUCCGGAAAGCUUGCGAGACCAUCCUCCAGCCGGGCGCCCCCAUCGCUCUGCGCCUGCAGGGGAGCCUGCUCUAUGGCGUCUCUAGGGUCUUUUCUCAGCAGUGUUCCUAUGUGCUCACCGACGCCGAGAAGAUCCAUAUGCACAUGCGAUGCUUCUACAGUGUAUUGGGGGGCAGUGAGAAUGCCCUUGAUCCGCAAGCCGGAAAGGCCAAGCGCAACCAACUCAUCCUGCCAGAUGACCCGAACUUCGAGGUCAACAUGGGGCUCCCAGCCUUCCACUUCGACGAGGAAGGAAACCUGGCUUCCCAAUUCCAGAGUCAAGCCUCACGCAAAACUUCGUCCCAAUUCUCGCCACUGGAUAGGUUCAACUUGACACCGGAUGGCAGUGGCUCCUUUCUCAUCGGCCUUGAUCUACCUCAAUCUUCUCCGGCAGAUCCUCUGUAUUCUCAGCAUUCUUCCUACUCGCUGGGACCUCUCUCUCAACACAAGCCCGACGACGAUAUGAUGCAGUUCGGUGAACCCGAGGCCAACGCCGAGAUCUUUGGCGAUUGGGGAAUCGAGAUCGACGCUGAUGGCAACGUGAUGGCAACUGUGGACGAGCCUGAGCUACCCAUUCUCCCGCGUCCCGAGGAAGAGCGAGCUCAUGCCACUGCCUCUGGCCAAGUUCAUGACGAGCCGGAAUUCUACUUUAACGACCAAGGUGACUUGCUGAUGAGCGGAGGCACUGCUCCUCCGCCUGAGGCCGACGAAGUCCCUGGCCUUGUCCCCAACCAAGUUGAGCAAGCUCAGGAAGACCAAAUCAUGGAAGAAGCUGAAGAAGAACAAGUCAUUGCGGAGGAGCCUGUGGUUGAGGCGGUCGCCGCACCUGUUCAACGUCGUCAGCGCCGCCGAGCUGUGCUGGCACCCGACGAGGACACCAAAAUCAGUCGCCAUGAACUGAAAUCGUGGAGCAAUGAUUACGUCGCAAAUGCCGAGCGGGCGAACAACGCUGCCAGACGCGCUGCAGCUACAAACCCAGCUGCUGCCAAGAGACACGCAUACGAUCUCGUAUUUAGUCGUGGAGUUGGGGGUGUGGGCGCCCUUGAAAGCGGUUUGGGCUCCGGAAACCACCGCAGCCAUCCACUGGCAGAUCUCUUUGCCGGCGCCGGCUUCGCUGCCGAAGUCUUGGGCAUCGACAUCGACGAGGAGGAUGAAGCCGGAGGAAGACGCAGCCGUCGGCGCACAGCUCUCGAAGCCCUCGAGCUAGAGGAAGAAGACGCCGAGAGACGAGUCCGUCGUCGCCUCAGCGAUGAAAACGAAGAACAUCAAGCGCAAGCGCAGCAAAAUGUCGAGCCGCAGACCGAGGCAGGCCGAGGCUUGCUGGCUGGAGGAGCCGAAGAAGACGCCGAGAUUGGAAGAAGAGAUGGCUCAGCACUGCCCGACAUUCCCUCCGACGCUCCCUGGAACCGGCCCUCUUCGCUCGUCCCGGGCUCAUCAGUCAAAGGUGACAGUCACCACCCCGGAUCCAGCAGACAAGUAAGCGCCAGUCCCCUCCACAGCCGAGGCAGCCACUUAGCCCACCUCCCCCCUAUCGACCGCUUCAGCGACGCCGGAUCCUACGCGCCCUUCUUGCACUCGGGCGGCGUCCCCGGUUUCUCAUCCGACCCCAUCAUGCCGCCCGGAGAGGAUGAAUCACAGCUUCCGCACUUGCCUGGCGGCCCGCAUGGUGACCGUGACCUCUUGCGCCGUACUCCUUCCGCCGAAGCUGGAGCUGGAGCCGCUACUCAAACUGUGGCCGAAACCUCCCAAGUCAUGCGAGAUGCUCUAGACCGCGACGGCCGCAACUUCCUCGCCUACGUCAACAUGGUAGCCAAAACCAGAGGAGAGACGCGUUCCCUCGACGGUGGUAUACCCUCCCAUGCCUCCCUUGACGACGGUGACAGAGACGGAGACGGAAACAACAGACGUCUCAGACAGUGGGUUGCCUUUGACGAGCUGUUGGAUGAACCUAGGGACAGAACCCGACAGGUGGCGACGCAGGCUUUCUACAACGUCCUGGUCCUCGCGACCAAGGACGCGAUCAAGGUGGAGCAGGACAUGGAGAACUUCCAGCCGUUUGGCGAGAUUCGCGUGGGCGUCGAGGUGUCGGAGGCUGAGAUGCUGGCUUUGGUGGAAGAGGACGGCGAUGAGUGA